Molecule: messenger RNA, 1349 nt
Organism: Athalia rosae (coleseed sawfly)
Lineage: Eukaryota; Metazoa; Arthropoda; Insecta; Hymenoptera; Athaliidae
Exons: 3
Coding region: 218-1219 (333 amino acids)
Source: RefSeq, a predicted model, not a curated record
GUCUUAUUUGGAGGCGCCAGGUUUCUCAAAUUCCUCCAAUUUUUUCGAUAUCGCCGAAUCCCAGCCACUUCGCAGCGGCUAAAGUCUCUCCGCAUUACCUCCCGAAAUCCGUCCGAUAAUCUCUCCGGUCUACGGCUGCAGCGGCAGAGUCGAAACCGGACGUUGAUGAUCUGAUAAAAUACCGAUAAAAAUAUAUAUACAUCGCACGCGAAUCACGAUGCGAGUCGUUGUUGAUCCUUUGAUCGUCCUGGUCUUCCUCCUCGCCGACACCGGGCUUCGAGUCCACUCGGCACCGGCUACGACCUACGAUCAGCAACAAACUGGCGGACUCAACUUCCAGCUUCACCUCAAGGAUAUUCAAAUCGUCGCUCUACUGGACUCUGGUCUCCUGGGGGAUUAUUCAGGGGAUUACGACUACGCCUACGAUUACACCGAUUUCACGGUAAAACCAACGAUAACUCCGAGCCCAACGACGAUUAGUCCUAGUACCCUGGCGACUUCCAUCAAACCUUGGCACACCUGGCCAACGAUCGCACCCUCUGCCACGGUGACCGAAGCGACCGCGUCGAAAAUUCCGGAAACUCCGAGCGAAGAGGGACCUCACGCCUCGGAAUCUCCAAAGCCCGUCGAAAAACCAACAGAAGUCGCGAUAGAAUCAAAGCCUGCGGAUAAGGAUAAGGACGAGGAUUCUGACCAACCCGCUGAAACUGCGUCCGCAUUAUCGUCAGACGAAUCGGUAAAAGAUCCCGAGUCGUCGUCCGCGGUAGCGACAAAGGCGUCGGCUGCGACGUCGGAUCACGAGUUGGUACCUCUGCUCGAACUUGCUCAUCCAACGUCUGAGAAGAAAAUUUCAUCCGGAAUAAAUAAGGAGAAGAUCGUGGCCGACAAGGAGUCGACACCUGCGGCACAGAUCCCCGAUUCUGUAUUGAAAUCCAGUUCUCCGGCCCAAGGUGAUUCCGCAUCCGCAUCCGCGCCCGAAUCUUCCGCCGAUGCAACCGUGGAAUCGGGAAACGGCGAAGCGUCGACGGAUCAGAGCCAAAAAGGUCAGAAAAGAUGCAGUCCGGGUCAGACCCGGGACCAGAAGGGACGAUGCCGUCUUCACAUUCGCCGCAGAGUCGCCUCUUCGCUACUGCCAUUCGGGAUCAGACUGGCACCGAAAUUACAUAGACGCAGGGACCUUCAUUUACCGUCCAUGAUUCCGACCAAUGAUGAAUAUUAACGUCGUUGUUGGGAUUCAUUUAUGGACGUUCGCUACUAACGAAGAAUAACUCUGUAAACAAAAUCAUUAUAAUUCCUACACUAUAUGUUACGCAUAAUUUUAAGAUUAAAAUUAUACCUAUACCCAGAAA